ACCCUAACGCCGUCGCGCAGUUUUGCCUUGACCCAGCGCGACACCCUCAAUGGCAGCUAUGCGUCGCAGUGACUGAAAGAUGAGCCUGCGAAACCAGAGACUUCCCCAGCAGCACCAUGGCCAACCUCGCCAGGCCCCCAAUGCGCUCGCCGACUGAACGUCUCGUGCAGACACGGCUCAAUUUCCAAGUCGCGCCUCAGAGCAGUCCCCACAACACGGCCGUCUCGACGCGUCGCUCUAGCAAAAGCGGUCCCCUGGUCGUCCUCGACGACGAUGAGAAGACAGUGGAGCAGCUGACGGCAUCGCCAGCGCGUCCAGCACCUCCGGCCCGCACCGGCUCGAGGAAGAGGCCCUAUGCAGCGCUGGACGACGCUGACACGAGACCACCCACCAAGGUCGUGCACCGUUCACCACACGGCGAAUUGGUGCGCAUUACGAACGGAGUGCAGACAUUGCUUGAUAUAGAUGCCGACGACGUGCCUUCAGGGCGCUCGACACCUCGGCCAGGCAGCGCAGGGAAGCUUGCGGUGCCCGUGCCGGCCGCAGACUCCAGGUCGAAGGAUAGGAGGAGCCUGCGAAGCUCAGACGGUGGCUCGCGACUGAAGAGCGACCUCGCCGUCUACUUCUCGAGCUACGACGACAUCAUCGCAGGCCUGCCGAAGCCUUCUGAAUACCUCGACGUCGACACGCCCAUAUAUAUUGUCGACGAGCCCCCCAAGUCCAAGACUGCUGCACCGGCCUCACCCGAAUCACUUCGCAAAUCCGCAAGUCCUGCACGAACACGAAAGCCACGCGCUAUCACACCUCCGCGCGAUCCCUCGAACCCUCCCAUACCUGCUGCACAAUCAUCCACUACCUUUCAAGUACUCGACUACAGCAGCAUAGCCAAGCACAUACGGAGCGAUGGCGAACAAGAUCCAUUGGCCGAUAGCUACUUCUUCGCACAACAUCGUCGUGCUGAGCGAAAAGAGAAGCAGCUGCGCAAUAUUGAGAAGGAGCGCGCGAUGCACGAAAAGCAGCAACUGGAGCGACUACUAGAUGGACUACAAGGGCCUGAUUGGCUCAGAGUCAUGGGUAUAACCGGUGUUACAGCUGGAGAGACACGAGACUGGGAGUCGAAACGAGACUACUUUGUCAAAGAAGUAGAGGCGCUUGUGGACAAGUUCCGCGUCUGGAAACAGGAAGAGAAACGCAUAAGAGCCGAAAAGGAAGCUGCACUGGCCGCCCGAACGGAGGACGAAGAUGAGGAGGGCGAGGAGUCAGAAGCCUCAGAACCUCAUAAGGUAAACGGAAAGACCUCACACGUGAAAGAUCAGCAACCCAAAGAGCCAGAGCCUCCUAAACCCAAGCGUCCGCCACGACCUCAUGGCUUCCUCUUACCCUAUAUCCCGCCCGAACCUACAACGCCAUUCGUAUCCUUCUACACAAAACCACAUCUACGAGCAGCAGCCUUGGGCAAGCACCGCCAUGGACGCAAUGCUACAGCCUUUGGGCAACCGAUACCAGAGUUCAGCGAGCAUGACUUCGAGCUGCCAGAAGACUACAUAGACCCGCAGUUCCUGCGUGACAACGCGAGACAACGGAGAAGGAGACAGAGAGAAAGGCAGACAGGCGCGAACACAGAGUCAACUUAGCUUCGGCUUUCUUUCAUUACGUAC
Messenger RNA from Boeremia exigua, 1658 nucleotides. RefSeq names its product something about silencing, SAS, complex subunit 4-domain-containing protein. The record is from RefSeq and is a predicted model, not a curated record. Gene Ontology annotation, cellular component: SAS acetyltransferase complex. The transcript has 2 exons. Lineage: Eukaryota; Fungi; Ascomycota; Dothideomycetes; Pleosporales; Didymellaceae. Gene Ontology annotation, molecular function: histone acetyltransferase activity. The coding region runs from base 117 to 1634 and encodes 505 amino acids.